Trichophyton verrucosum HKI 0517 is the source of this 1089-nucleotide messenger RNA. RefSeq lists its product as uncharacterized. The record is from RefSeq and is a predicted model, not a curated record. Gene Ontology annotation, molecular function: polyubiquitin modification-dependent protein binding. The transcript is spliced from 2 exons. Lineage: Eukaryota; Fungi; Ascomycota; Eurotiomycetes; Onygenales; Arthrodermataceae. The coding region runs from base 1 to 1089 and encodes 362 amino acids. Gene Ontology annotation, cellular component: VCP-NPL4-UFD1 AAA ATPase complex.
AUGAUUCGCCAUUCAACACAUUCCUCUCGACGAUUUGAUGAAUAUUAUCGAUGCUAUCCAGUAGCUAUGCUACCGGGCCCAGAGCGUGAGAACGUGAACCAUGGAGGCAAGGUGAUCAUGCCGCCGAGCGCUCUGGAUAAGCUCACUCGAUUGCACAUCACUUACCCCAUGCUUUUCGAGCUACAUAACGGCGCAAAGCAACAGAUGACUCAUGCUGGAGUGCUGGAAUUUAUUGCUGAGGAGGGUAAAAUAUACUUGCCAUUUUGGAUAAAAUCUACGGAUCUUCCUCCAGGGUCUAAAAUCAAGCUCCAGGCCCAGUCAACGUCUUUUCUCGAUAUUAGUGACCCUAAAGCUGUGCUUGAGAACGCCUUUCGGAACUUCUCUUGCCUUACCAAAGGCGACAUCUUCACAUUUUCCUACAAUGAUCAAAUAUACGAGAUGGCCGUUUUGGAGACAAAACCAGAAACCAGUCAGAACGCUAUUUCGGUGCUAGAGACCGACUUAGAGGUCGAUUUUGCUCCCCCAGUGGGAUACGAGGAGCCAAAACGAUUGAGCGGGACAAGCACGCCAGCUAGUGGUGUUGCUGGCUCCUUGCCUGCAGGCGGAACCCUUCAUUCCCAUGGAACAAUGGCGCAAUCCAUCAAUUAUGCCGCGAUAGCCCCUGGGUCAAAUGAUGCUGCGAGAGCAGCAAACGCAGCUUCCUCUAAUUUCCACGGCAGUGGUCAACGACUUAACAUGAAGAAGGGAAGUAAAUCUUCUACACCCAAAUCCGCAACCCCUGCAUCUGGGAAAUCCAGCAACCCACCGCCUGCACCUCCAACUCGAAGAUCAAACGGCCCUCAGCCACUGAGGCUACCACCCGGAAAACUUUUCUUUGGAUAUGCAGUUACCCCGGUUAAAAAGAAGGAUUCAAGUGAUGAAAGUCCGGAAUCGGGCGCACAGCCCAAGUUCUUGGGCACAGGCCAGACUCUCCGAGCAAAGAAGAAAGGAUCAGGGCUGGCUGGGCAGGCCACUCCAGCCUCUGGCAGUGACACAGAGAAGAAAGAUAAAGGCCGGACAUUGGGUGGAAAAUCAAGCCGCCCGAAGUAA